GUGGCUCUGAAGCUGCGCCUGUCACGCAGUGUUUCAGUCUGUGUCCAUGAAUUCUGUUGUCUGACUGUUGUUGUGAUGCAGGUAGCCUCGUGGUGAGGGUCUGACGGCGGCUUCAGACUAUUACGCACACACGCGCACAAACACCACCCCGCCGCCCGCUGUUGAGGUUUUUUUUCCCCCCGGGGCGUUUUAAAGGCGCUGUGGGUGAUAAAAGCUCAGGCGCACUUAUUGCUGAGCGGUGGCCGCGCACUGAGGAAGGAGCGCACCUCUCUCCGGAGCGCACGGCGGAGGGGCGGAUCUAACAGGACACCGGCAUCUGCUGCCCCAGUCCUCAUUCACCCGCCAAGUCUCGGACUGGACAGCUUACAAAUUUCUUCCUUUGAGGCGCCACAUGUGCGCAAGCCACGGACCGAGAUUCCUCCGUGCGCCUCCGCUUCUCCAAAUGAGUUGACCGAGUGAGAAAAGCACCGAGACCGGAUGGUUCCGUCCCGCGGUGCAAACUUCCGACAGGUCCAAACAGCCCGGCAUGAUCAUUUCCAACGUGAGCCUGAGCUGUGCGCACUGUCCCGGGGGAGCAACCGGCGGCACCGCGGCGACGGACGCGUACGAGGAGGUUUCCGGUUCUCUCCCGCCUCCGGUUCUCUCCCUGAGCCCGACGGGGCACCUAGUGGUGGCGGUGUGCCUCGGCUUCAUCGGUGCCGUCGGGUUCCUCAGUAACUUCCUGGUGAUCACGCUGUUCUGCCGGUACCGGGCUCUGCGCACGCCCAUGAACCUCCUGCUGGUGAGCAUCUCGGCGAGCGACCUGCUGGUCAGCGUGCUGGGCACCCCGUUCAGCUUCGCGGCCAGCACCCAGGGGCGCUGGCUGAUCGGACGCGCUGGGUGCGUUUGGUAUGGCUUCGUUAACGCGUGUUUGGGUAUCGUCUCCCUGAUUUCUCUGGCUGUUCUGUCCUACGAGCGUUACUCCACGAUGAUGACUCCCACGAUGGCCAACAGCAGAGACUACCGCUCGGUGCUGGGAGGCAUCUGCUUCUCCUGGCUCUACUCCGUGGCCUGGACUGUGCCUCCACUGCUGGGCUGGAGCAGAUACGGGCCCGAGGGUCCCGGCACCACCUGCUCAGUCGACUGGAAGACCCAGACGGCAAACAAUGUCUCCUACAUCGUCUGCCUGUUCACCUUCUGCUUGGUCCUGCCGUUCGGCGUCAUCCUCUACUCCUACGGCAAGCUGCUGCACGCCAUCAGACAGGUUCGCAGCGUGAGUUCGGUGGUGAGCCGUCGCAGAGAGCAGCGGGUGCUGGUGAUGGUCGUCACCAUGGUGGUGUGCUACCUGGUCUGCUGGCUGCCGUACGGCGUGGCGGCGUUGCUCGCCACCUUCGGCCCUCGCGACCUUUUGACCCCGGAGGCGAGCAUCACGCCGUCGCUGCUGGCCAAGUUCUCCACCGUCAUCAACCCUUUCAUCUAUAUAUUCAUGAACAAGCAGUUUUACAGGUGUUUCAUGGCGUUCUUCAGCUGCUCCACCCCCGAACAAGUCUCCAGCAUAAAGACAUUUUCUCGGGUGACCAAGACCCUCCGCACCGCCCGCCAGGAGAAGGAGCACCACGUGUCGGCCCCGGCCCCGUCCUCCGUCAUGCCCACGCCCAACUCCGUCCACGAGUCCUCGCAGGGCGCCAACCACGUGGGCGCAUCGGCGACGAACCGAGACAGCGGCGCCUCCCAAACCCCCGCUGCUGUCAGCCCCAAACCCAAACUGAUUCUUGUGGCUCAUUACAGGGAAUAAAGACGGAGAAACAACAGGAGCCGGGAAGAGAAGGAGCUGGGGCGCAGGUCUCCAAUUAAGAAACAAAUCCUCUUAAUAGCAGAAAAGAGCGAGCGCAAAGUGAGCUCAGCGGGAGUCUUAAAUGCAAGCUGGGACGUUGUAAUCCCAGAACAGGUUAUCGUUGCUGCGAGAUCGACAAACAGGGACACACACACACACACACAGACACACACAGACACACACACACACACACACACACACAAAACAUCUCAUCCUGCUUACCGGAGGCUCUGUGUACAAAGCAGAAGGAAGAUAUGAAGAUUAGGGCUACACAUUCUGCUUUGUUUUGAGGUUACACCCUUCGUCUGCCAUUAGGAUGUACUCGCCACAACACAACCGUCGUGCACAGGAGCACAAACGUUGCAUUCAAAGCUCACUUACCUCUACAGGUUUGCAAAAAAGGCCUCGAGGGAUUCGUCCCAGAUUCACUCUCAGCAAACCUGCAUCCGUUUGUUUCUUUCACACAGCAGCAGGGCGGUUAAUGUUGAGUUGAUUUUGUGGAAAAAGAUGAGAAUUGUAGGGUCAGAGACAGGCCCACGCAGAGCCAGUGUGGAGAGGCUGAUUAUGAAACAAUCGGGAUGCCUGUUCUUCUGGAAAAAAAGAACAAAAAAAAACUGAUACGUACUUUCACAAAGUGAUUACUCAUGCUGGAAGGUGUGCUCUGCUUGCAAAAACAUGUUUGUGGGGACAAAAAGUACAUUUAAAGAGGAUGCAACGGUAACUCUUUAAUCUCCUAUUUAUUAUUUAGCAGUUAUUAGCAGUAUGUAAACAUUUACUAAAUCUCACUAUAGUGUGUUUGGAAGCAGACAUUGCAAGUGUUUGUUGGUGUGCAUCAUUGUCAGCAGCUAGAAUUUCCAUAAAAGCAUUUAGUAAAUGUUUCUGUACUGCUUAAAAAAUGCUCAUUUGGAGACGCGGGGCUGAUGCAUUCGGAUCCGAAAUGAAGUGCUUUUGGAAUUAAACCCUUUAAUUCAGACGUGUAUAUUUUUGGAGGAUUUUGUUAAUGAAUGUGCAGCGUGCAGCAUCUCCAGGGGGAAUGUGUUCGCUACGAGCCAAGAAUUAGCAUGUUUAUUAGGUUGCUAUUAGCUUGUUGGCAGCAUACAUGGAAAUAAGCACGAUUGCACUUUACCGAUUUCCGAAGAACUGCGGAGAGGAAGACAUGAAAUCGCGUUCACUCUGCCCCAGUUAAUUCAAUUACAAAAACAAAUAGAAAUAAGCAAACAAAUCCUCAUAAAUAGGUCAAGCUUUUUUGCUUGCAUUGAUGUGUCUUUGUUACAUAACUAAAUGACGUUCUUUCUUAAUCGGAGGAGUAAUUCAGGAGCAUUUCAGAGAAGCACAGUGUUCUUUGGUGGCGAUUUCAGAAACUAUUUGGUGUUCUUUUUUGUUACAUUUUUUUUGUAAAUGGGGCAUAUUUUGUCGGCUUAAGUGUGUAGCGACUGUAGCAGAAUUAUUCUUUUUUUUCUCCUCCACAACAAUAAUUUAGUCAAAAAACCAGGUGAGUAUUUCUCAUGACCCCGUUUCCAUGCCUGAUAUUUUGGGAUUUAAAGAUUUGUUGAGCAACUCCAUGCAUUUUUAGAAGUGAGAAAGUUUUUAUUAUGCCUUUAUUUACACUUUGCUGUGUAUCUCCCCAUCACGAGCGCUGGGACUGUUAUGAAAGCCAUUAAAGGGACAUUUCACCCCGUUAUGUGGGACAUGUAUAGAGAUUUCACAGUUUUUGAGUUGUCUAGAUGUUCCUGAAGCUGCUGUUUCUCUUUGCUUGGUGGAAAUGUGGUUUUGUGUUGUCUCCUAAUGUAUUUUUUUCCUUUACUUAUGUAACAUAAAAUGAAAUCGUAUCACAAACGGA
Molecule: messenger RNA, 3653 nt
Organism: Amphiprion ocellaris (clown anemonefish)
Lineage: Eukaryota; Metazoa; Chordata; Actinopteri; Pomacentridae
Gene: tmtopsb
Product: teleost multiple tissue opsin b
Exons: 4
Coding region: 527-1774 (415 amino acids)
Biological process (GO): G protein-coupled receptor signaling pathway; visual perception
Cellular component (GO): membrane; photoreceptor outer segment
Molecular function (GO): G protein-coupled receptor activity
Source: RefSeq, a predicted model, not a curated record